This is a messenger RNA of Argentina anserina (silverweed cinquefoil), 2052 nucleotides long. RefSeq lists its product as uncharacterized. Lineage: Eukaryota; Viridiplantae; Streptophyta; Magnoliopsida; Rosales; Rosaceae. The record is from RefSeq and is a predicted model, not a curated record.
AUGGGUUCUUGUUUCAGCAAGAAGAAAGGCUCAUCUCCUCCUGCUGCUGAUUAUACGACCAUUUCUUCAACACCUCCACCAUCGGUGGCUGAUCCCAAAUUAAAGCCGUCCGUGUUCGUUCCAGCAAAACAAGAGCAAGUUGAAGAAGAAAGCAAAGUCAAAAAAGAGAUAUUCAUAAUCAAGCACCGCAAAAGCCACGAUGAUAGAGAUAAGCCACUACUUCCUCUUCCACAAAAUGCUGAUGGGGUUGCAGCCUCUGCUCCAAUUGCUACUGCCGCAACCACUGAGAGUUGCGACCAAGUCUCCAUGGAUGACAAGAAGGCUGCAGAGACAUCUCUGUGCUUGGCGGUCCCUAUGAGGACAUACAGCUGCAAUAAAUAAGUGGAUGACAUUCUUUUACGGUGCGGACGGCUAAGCCGCAGCUCUUCUGGGAAGGCUGCUUCUUCUUCCUCGGCUUCUUGUGACCGUGGCAAAAAGUACUCUGGCUCAAAGAGGAGCUAUGACUUCAACAACUCUGAGAAUGAUUAUAAAGUCGUUGUAAAUUUCGAGGAUGCCAAGGAUAAUGAUGGUUAUUCAGAUGAGAAAACCCACCACCACCGGCAACGCCACCGCCAAUCCUCAAGGCACUCUCCUUCUUCUCAAGGUGGGAGGAGGAUCCCAAGAAGAGAAAGAUAUCAGCAGCAGUGAUCCAGCAGUAGAGAGAGACGAACAAGUCGAUCCCCUGGAAGACGCUUAUCAAUGGAGCAAAACAACCCCAAUUGUAAUGCCAACACUACUACAACUGCCGCAACUGGUAAUGUCAAUUCUGACAACAAUGGCACUAAUAGACCCGGGAAGAUGAAGAUGGUUUCAGUUCCUACCACUGUGAUGGACAAGAACAACAAUGGGGAAUCAGCAACCAGUGGUUCCAUCAAGCGGAUUUUAGUGAAGAGAAAUGCUGGCGAGGCAGUAAAUUUAGUGGCGGGUUCAAGGACUGCCGCAUCACCUCGUUCUUGAUCCCCUGCAAGAGGAGGAGCAAAUGCUAAAGCAUCCAAUGACAGUUUGCAGCAGCAACAGCCUUCACUUAGCCGCAGCUCUUCACGAAAAGCUGAGCAAUCUCCCUAUAUAAGGAAUCCAUUGUGUGAGCUCGAUCCCAAUUCCCUUGCAUAUCCACAAGCGAACAUCAACAACACCAACAACAAGAGUGCUUGCAAUGUUGUGAAUCAGCUGAAACCAAACGUUGAGAUUGGUAACAAAAUUGUUGCUCGAGGGAUUAAUUACAGAAGCAGCACCCUAAGUAGUGCAAUGGACAACAUGGUUGCUGAACCAGCAGUAGCCCCGGGGAAUGAUUGCCUUAAACACCACACAUUGACAAGAAGCAGGUCGUCUAGGCAAUCCAGAGACCUAGAUAUCAAUCUUGAAGCCCUCUCCAAUCGUUCGCCAUCUUAUACUAGGCUAUUGCUUGAAGACAUACAGAACUUCCACCAGCAGAGCUCUAAUGCCACUGUAGUAUCACUCCCGCAGUGUGUCUCCAAGGCUUGCUCCAUCCUAGAAGCAGUAGCCGACCUCAACUCUGCUACAAACUUCUACGCGGAUAGAAGCGCAAUAGAUCAAAGAAACAAAAGUUCAUGCUACUACAACUGUUCACUGGGUGCUGAACUUGUUCCAGGGAAAGAUAUUCCUUUUGUGGAGUCUGAGGUACUUGUUGGAGAUGAUAUGAUGGAGCCAAGCUUCCACAAGUAUGUGACAGUGAGAAGGGGAGGGGCAGAUAUGGAGGACCAAGAAUCAUCUGAUAGCAACACCUUUGUGAGUGGUUCUCAACAACCCCAAUGGGGCUCGUCAUCUUCAUGGGAACCCAAUUCAGCUGACUCCACUGAUUGCUGGACUUCGAGGUCCAGCACCAAAGAGGAGGAUCAAAGUUUUGAUGAGAAUGAAGUAGUGAGGAAGAGAUUGAACCGGAGAAAGACAGAUGGACAGAACACGCAGGCUAGUGGUGGGAGUGGACGCGGCAAGCUCGCCGCUGCUAAAGGUCUUCACAUAAUGCAAGUAGUUGCAGCUGCUGCAUUCACAUAA